This is a messenger RNA of Lolium perenne, 3403 nucleotides long. RefSeq lists its product as uncharacterized. Gene Ontology annotation, molecular function: zinc ion binding; nucleic acid binding. The record is from RefSeq and is a predicted model, not a curated record. Lineage: Eukaryota; Viridiplantae; Streptophyta; Magnoliopsida; Poales; Poaceae.
CCUUUGAGACUACACGUUACUACGCCUGCUCGCCUGCAUCGGAAGGAUGCACGAUGGAGGAGGCGGCUACUGCUUCGCUACGGCGACGUGAAGAGAAGAAGAGGAGACAGAGAUUAGCGGCGAUCACGCUCGGAUCAGGUGAGUAUUUCAAUUCAGUUUCUGCUGUGCCUGUCCAGGAUUCCGGAUCGACGGUGAGGAGACCAAGGUUUCCAACGCCGAUUAUGUCGCCAUCGACCUUCUUGCUCGAAAAUUUUGAUGCUGCUGAGUGGGUGCUUGUUCAGCGGAGACGGCGACGGUUUCGGAGGACAGGGCCAGUGAAAAACAGGUGGACAUUAGAUCACAGUGUGCAUCGCCGGCAGAGAUGGUCGGCGACGUAUGUGCCAUCUCAGAUUCAGCACAAGGAAAAUUCGAAUUUUGAACAUCCUGUUUUUGAGUUGGGCCGGGCCAUUGCUUGCGCAUACGAUGACGAGCCGAUUUGCCAUGUUCCAGGAAAGGGCAGUAUGGGCCCGGAACGGGUGAUCGCGUCUCGUGCGCCUACACGCGUGACUCGUUUUGAUCGUGGUCAACCGUGUAGGCUAGGUUUCGGUAAGUCCCCUUUCUGUCCCGCACCACGUAUUCCUCCGCUCGUUCCUGCUGUCGCCGCCGUCAUGAAUCGCGGUGGAGGUAAUCCGACGAGGGGAGGCCGUGGAAAUGGGAGGUGGGAAGGGGGUGGAACUGGUCCGCCGCAAGGCGGUAGAUCCAGUUUCGAGCAGGGCGGCCCAAGUGGUUAUGCCGGACAUGGAGGGAACUAUGGUGCUGGGGCGGAACGCUCCAACGAUGUCUUCGGUGAUGGUAUUUUUCGGGCUGGUCAUGGGCGCCCCAAUAAUGCUGGGGGCGGCUUCAGGAAUCAGCAAAGUUUUAACAGAGGGUACAACCGCAGUUUCGGAGGUAAUAACUUUAAUCGCCGUCCUUCUAACACUUAUGUUCGGCGGGAUGAUCCGCCUAGGGAUGGUCCUGAUCUUAGUGGUCUCAAUGAUGCCCAAAGACGCAUAGUUAAGGAAGCAGCUGAAGCUUUUGCUAAACAGAUACUUGCUACUUCUAGUUCUGAUUCAGUUCCUCAUGAUGCUGCUUUGCCAAUUGCUCGAGAAUCUGGGCGGGUUACACCCACAGUGAGACAGACGCAGGUAGCAAGGCCUUCUGAGGUUUCUCGCACUUUUGGUACUAAUACUGUUGGGGUACUGGUACAAGGAGGGGCUCCGGCAGAAAGAAAUACAGGGGCUGGGCUCUCGCAGAAUACUGUGCCAAAUAUGACCUCUGAUUUGGCUUUGGCUGCUGCGGCAAAAAAGAAAGGCCCGGAGUGUUUUCGGUGCCACAAAACUGGGCAUUGUAUCAAUGAUUGUAUAGCAGUUUUAUGUGAUGUUUGUCAGAGUGCUGAUCAUGCAACUAGAGACUGCCCUACUUUGCGUGCUCCAAGACCAAGAAUUGCUGUUUAUGGGGUUGGACAUGUAGAUUUAACUUUUUGGAAGAUACCACUGUCUGGUGAUGUUCGGCCUCGUGUUGAGAACACUAGGUUGGGUAAGGUGGCUGUUGAAGGAGGGAUCAUGACCAUACCUGAAUUAAUAGCACAGUUGCAGUUUCUGAUGCCUGAUGAUCAGUACCAAUGGGAUGUUCAGCAAAUGGAAGAUAAUGUAUUCAGGGUCAAUUUUCCAAGUAGAAGUGACUUGGUUAAGGCUCAGCAUUUUGGCAAAUUUUGUGUACCGAAAUCACAAAUUACUUUGUCCUUUGAUUUUUGGAGAAAAGAUGUAGAACCUGUUUGGACGGCAGAAGAGGUGUGGGUCAGAGUGCAUGGUUUUCCUCCUUUUGCUCUUGAUGAGAUUGUAGCUUUAUGGGCUUUUGGUGAUAUUUUUGGUGAGACUACAGAUAUUGAUAUACCUUACACAAGGGCAAAUAAUGUUUUGCGAAUCCGCAUAAGUUGUUUGGAUCCUGCUCUUAUUCCCACUAGCCUUGAUGUCAAGAUUCGUAAUGAUUUCUUCCGACUCAGUUUUGAAGUGGAGGGCUUAAGGGCUCCAACAACAGUUGACGAUGGUGUGUCUGAAGAUAUGCAUAAGGAUGAUGACAUGGACCAUGAUGGCCCUACUAAGAACUCUGGUGAUGAUAUCGACAGAGAAGUCAAGAGGAAGAAGAAUGAGGAGGAAAGCAAAGAUUCUGAUUAUGAACCAUCUCAUCCGGAUCCCUCUGCUGGUACAUCUAUUGCUGUUUCUCCAUUUAAAGGGGCUCAAAAUAAUGAGAAUUUGAUUGUGCAUGCUACACCUAGUGCUGCGGCGGACCUGGACUUGUGUGAUGGGAAUGGUGACUCCUUGUACCCGGCUGAGACCAGUGUUGAUGAACUGGAGGCUAAUCUUAUGUAUGAUGAACAAGGCAGCCGCAGGAUUAAUCUUGUUGAUCAGAGGGUGGUGGAGGCCGCUGUGUGUGUGCAUGGCACAUGCACACAGCGAGCGCCACAAGGGAAGGAGAUUGUUGUGUGUGUGCCUGACACAUGCACACAGCAGACGUCGAUCGGGGCAUCGGGAGGAGCUGUGCAUGGCGCAUGCAGGGGGGACGUCGGUGCGUCGACUGAGACGCCGAUCAGCGCGGCGAAUGGCGCAUGCAGCACCGCGUCGUCCAUGCCUCGGGCGGUCUCCUCGUCGACGGCGCGGGUUUUGUCCUCGACGCCUAUAUCUUCAUCGCUGGUUAAUGCAACAAAGGGCCUUACCAGUUCGCCUCUGGGUACUUCAAAGCGUACGUAUGUGCAUACGGUAACACCAAAACGGAAUUCUACGACGAAUACAACUGUUUCUACCUUGCCAUUGCCGGUUAAGGAUAUGGCAGGCUUGGCUACCAAGAUGAGUACCACACCGGGUAUAAUGACCACGCCGGUAUCUCCAGCUUUAUUUUCUGAUGAGGUGAUUGCGUAUGGAGGCAUUAAAUCACAAGAGGCAAAAGGUAUUCGGUCAAGUGGAAGACUUAGAGCGCAACCAAAUGCUGAUGCGACUCAGCUAGAAAAAGCUAUGCUACUGGCUCAAAGGCGUAAUGAAAGCUUUGCACAAGGUCAUUCUUCGAGCUGUGCAUUGGAUACAGUUAUGGGCUUUCCUGCUACCGGAGGAGCAGCGCAAGGAUAUGGAUACUGGUUGCAACAGACUGCUGGUGCUUACUCAGGACUUCUAUUACCGGGCUACUGGGUGGCGACACAUUAAUAUGAUAGAGUAUGGCUAGCCUAUUUAGAUGUUUGCUGUUCCGUUGGUUGGUUUAUGUGGCAACCAUGACGGACCCAUGAUUGUUUUUCUUUCUUUCGUACUUGUUACUUGAUACUUGAUACUUUAUAUGUUUAAUAAAAGGCCGUGUGCAUCAAUUGAUGCAGAGGCUGGGGCUAUUGCUCCUUUAUCGA